Messenger RNA from Triticum dicoccoides, 1853 nucleotides. RefSeq lists its product as uncharacterized. Lineage: Eukaryota; Viridiplantae; Streptophyta; Magnoliopsida; Poales; Poaceae. Bases 46 to 864 code for a protein of 272 amino acids. The transcript has 12 exons. The record is from RefSeq and is a predicted model, not a curated record.
ACGAAUCACGAUCCACAACCCGGCCCCUCCACCCCAACCCCCGGCAUGGAAGCCGACCGCGUUUUCGCCGGAGCCAUCCGGAAAAUCCAGUCGCGCCGAAGCCAAAUCGACCGCCGACGGACCCGUCUUGAUCAAGAGCGCCAGCGUCUCUUGGAUAAGCAAUCGGAGCUCCGCGGCCGUACCGAAAAGGGUGUAGCCAUAGGAGCCUCGGGCAAUCUUGAAGCUCGACGUAUCAAGAGCGAACUCCAAGAUCUCGAGAAAAAGUACACCCGUCUCAACCACGAGGAGGCAGAUCUCCGCAGGGAAGAGCGCGACAUCGACCUCCACCUCGGCGCUUGUCCCGCCGGCCAUACACCGUCCUCUUCGCGUGAAACUAGGUCAACUGGAUCUGCAACUCAUGUGCGGCAGAGUGUUUUGUAUUCGGUCCGAAGGGGACCUCGAGGCAGAAAAGGACGACCGGUGGAGGAGCAUACCGGUGAGGUGAGCAGCAGUGAGCUUGAACAUACAAGUACAGACGUGUCACAGUUCGAUGCCCUGCCGCUGAAUACCACAUCUCCUACACUUAAAUCAGCUGAUAGGCCAACUGGAUCUAAAACUCAUGUGCGACAGAGUGUUCUGUAUUCAGUCCGAAGGGGACCUCGAGGCAGAAAAGGACGACUGGUGGAUGAGCAUACCCAUGAGGUGAGCAGCAGUGAGCUUGAACAUACAAGUACAGACCUGUCUCAGUUCGACGCCCUGCCGCUGAUUAGCCCACCUCCUACACUUCAAUCAGCUGAUAGGGUUGAGGAACAUUCUACCAAGGCGAGAAGCUGUGAGCCUGGCGGUACAAGUGCGGACCUGUCAAAGUUGAGGGCAUUUCGCUGAAUGUCACACCUCCUGCAUAUGAAUCAACUGAUGGGGUUGUGGUGCAUGCCAGCAACAUAGACAGCAGUGCGCUUGAUUCUACAAAUGCGAAGCAACCAGCUGUUCAGGAAGCAUUAUCCUUGAAGUCAGAAGAAACGUGGCGGGAAAUAAAUGAAUACCUUGCUGAGCAUACAUAUAGUGACAUCUGGGAGGCCUUGGUUGCUGUGAAAAAUGGCUUCUGCGACCCACCCAAAAAGGUUUCCUACCCCAACAAACAGUCAUCAGAAAAGCUUGCGUUACCUGAUUCACCAGAGUCUCCACAUCGAUUGGAUGCUCAAUCCUUUCAGACAAAAAUACAUUCGCAUACAUGGAUGUUCCUGUCAGAAGAAGCACCUGACUUAUGCACCUUGCAAGUCCCUAUGGUGUGGAGAAUCUACAGAACAAAUCACUAAAAACGGGAAACUAUGGAUGGAGAAGGAAGUCAUGAAGGCUUUUAAGAAGUGCAUCAUAGUAAAGGAGGGAUUGACUGGUGUGGACUUUGAACUAGAUGAGCUUCUGCAUCAGUGUUUCAGUGUGGAGACAUAUGACAAGAUCUUCCACCACUAUAUAUAACUUUACGGUGAAGAUCAAGAAAGUUGGUUCAGACAAGUGGGCAUCAUCAACUCUCUAUUUUGCGCAAGUGAAGGAAAUGUAUGGUCAAAAGUUUUACUUCUGUUACCCACUGGAUCCAAAUGAAGAUGGUAUCUGUUACGCAUGCCAGAAUCAGGGGAUGAAUGCAUUGCAGCACCCUGCUGUUCCUAUCGGAUACGAGACUGGCCGGCCUGAUGCGGGAUGUCCCUUUGUUGAUGACGACUCUGAUGAUGGUGGUAUAGGAGACAAUGACGCGUGUGUGCGGGCCUUUGAACAGGUCUUCUGCAACGGACGGUGUCUGUAACAGUGAAUUAUUUUUUCAUGUUAGAAGCAACGGUGACUAGCAUGUGCUUGGGUUGUGCAAACACCUCCAAUCGCCA